Messenger RNA from Serpula lacrymans var. lacrymans S7.9, 1617 nucleotides. RefSeq lists its product as uncharacterized. The transcript is spliced from 12 exons. Gene Ontology annotation, biological process: protein phosphorylation; cell surface receptor signaling pathway. NCBI's taxonomy places the organism in Eukaryota, Fungi, Basidiomycota, Agaricomycetes, Boletales, Serpulaceae. Gene Ontology annotation, molecular function: protein kinase activity; ATP binding. The record is from RefSeq and is a predicted model, not a curated record. Bases 7 to 1515 code for a protein of 502 amino acids.
AAUAACAUGACUCGGAAGGGGUACGAAAUGGCUGCCGCCGCAGUGUUCAAAUCAACUGCUCAAGUAACAGCCCAUUUCGCGCCCGUCCCGUGGCUGAGUCCUGCAGUUGGCCUUCUUUGUGGCAUAAUCGAUAUGUGUGCCAGAGUCAGCUCCAACAAAAACGCAUUCGCACAACUCCAAGAACGGUGCUACGAUCUACUCCUCGUUCUUCAGAAUCAUGCGGAUGAAAUGGGCUCAGACAGAAUGAAGGAAGCGGUUACUUCUGUCGAGAAGACUUUGGACUGCAUUCAUAAGCGCAUACAGGUCUGGGCUGCGAAGAAUCGAGUUGAAUUAAUUCUUCUGCAACUCGAGCUCUCAGCAGACAUUCAAGAAUGUCACGAAGACAUUACCAAAUGCUUACAAAAGUUUCAGUUUACUUCUCAUCUGGAGAUCCACAAAUGGCAAGCCGAAUUUGAAAAUAACCGUACAGCAGACAGUGCGGAGGUAAUCAAGUACUUAUCAGAUAUCAAGAACACCGAAGAAAUCGUUGUCGAAACACAAAAACAGCAUGGUGAUAUCUUACAUAGCCUUAUGGAUUUGUUACAAAAGUCUCUCCCAGGGAAUGCAGUUGGCGAGGAACGUGGUUUGGAGAAGAAUCUAUACUAUCUUCAGAAGUCUUCGGGUUCCCUCCUUCCACAUUCCCAUCUCGAGCGUGGUGAGGUUCGUCGUUCAGGAUUGUGGCCUGUUGAUGGGUCCAGUUCCAUGUAUGACAUAUGGGAGGGAUUUUAUCUUAAUGAGGAGAAGGUUGCGAUCAAGGUUAUACGAGCUGCACAGUGUUCGCCAAAGACCUUGUCGCGCUUCAAGAGAGAAGCAGCUAUUUGGGAAGAUGUAUGGAAGUUGGAUCGCGGGAAACAUAUUCUGCCUUUUUAUGGAUUCUGUCAGAACGAUGGGCCAUAUCCGUAUGUCGUUAGUCCUUGGCAGCCAAAUGGGACUGCUCCGGAAUACCUCAAUAAGUACCCCGACGCUGAUCACUUGGCAAUGAUUCGCGGCGUAGCAGAAGGUCUCCGUAUUCUGCAUACCAUGCAGCCACCAGUGGUGCACGGUAACCUCAAAGGAUCUAGCAUCGUAAUCGAUAGUUCAGGCAAUCCGUUACUGGCCGACUUUGGUUUUUCCAAGAUCACAGAGGAUAUCACAGGUGUACCCUUCACGAUGUCAACAGGAAUCUCUGAUUCUUACAGAUGGCUUGCACCCGAGUUAAUUAUCGAUCAAGGCGUUCUAUCUACUGCUUGCGAUAUAUACGCAUUUGGCAUGACCGUUUUGGAGCUACUGACCCACAAGCACCCCUGGGAGGAUGUCAAGCGGUCAACAACCGUCGUUAUUAAAGUUUCUCAAGGACAAUUACCAUCCCGUCCACGCGAUGCUGUAGUGGUUGAGAGGGGGCUGGAUGGUGUUGUGUGGGGUCUGUUGGAAAAAUGCUGGGUGACCGACAGUAAGGAGAGGGCGACUAUACAACAAGUCUUGCAGGAGUUACAUUGAUAUGGACUCAUUAGAAUCUCGAACCAAUGUAUUACUAUUAGUUACUCAGGAAAACUAGUACAGUCAAAUUGUAGCCGAAUGCUAUUCAAUUCUCAGACCCUU